Messenger RNA from Volvox carteri f. nagariensis, 744 nucleotides. Its product is annotated as phosphatidylinositol synthase. The transcript is spliced from 7 exons. Gene Ontology annotation, cellular component: Golgi apparatus; membrane. NCBI's taxonomy places the organism in Eukaryota, Viridiplantae, Chlorophyta, Chlorophyceae, Chlamydomonadales, Volvocaceae. Gene Ontology annotation, biological process: phosphatidylinositol biosynthetic process. The record is from RefSeq and is a predicted model, not a curated record. Bases 1 to 744 code for a protein of 247 amino acids. Gene Ontology annotation, molecular function: CDP-diacylglycerol-inositol 3-phosphatidyltransferase activity.
AUGGGGUUCUUUUCGCGCCACUCCAAUGUUUAUUUGUAUGUGCCAAAUUUGAUAGGGUACGCCCGCGUGGCUGCGGCCAUCUACGCGUUUGCCGUAGCUUUCACCAGCCCAUACCAAUGCGUCGCUGCAUACUUUUUGAGUUUUGUAUGUGACGAGCUGGAUGGUCGGUUUGCGCGGAUGCUGAACCAGACAUCCACUCUGGGCGCCGUGCUGGACAUGGUCACCGACAGACUGGCCACCACGGGGUUGCUGCUGGUGGUGACGAUGGUGUACCCGCAGCUGCACGUGGUGACCAUCUGCCUGAUCUUCCUGGACGUCUUUAGCCACUGGUUCCAAAUGUACGCCUCCCUGGCCGUGGGGGCAACCACACACAAGGACGUCAAGAGCAAGAGCUGGCUGGUCCGCACCUACUACGGCAACCGGCUUUUCAUGGGGUACUGCUGUGUCAGCUGCGAAGUGCUGUAUCUAGUGGUCUACGCCUCCACGUGGCCCGAGCUGAUGCGGUUGGUGGUGCCGCUGCCUGCCGGCGCCCGUCUGGCGCUGCCAGCCAAGGUGGCGGAGCUGGCACCGGUGCUGCUCCGCUUCACUAGCGAGUCAGGGGGGUUGCCGCUGAUGACCCUGUUUGGGCUUUUGGCGCUGCCGGGCUUUCUCACAAAACAGCUUUGUAACUGGGUGCAGCUGCGGACCGCAGCCGACCAGUUGAUCGCCUUUGACCUGAACAAACAGCAACGAAAGGGUCGGUAA